AUGGGUAAAAAAGCGAUUGAUUCCCGUAUUCCUGCGUUGAUCAGAAACGGUGUUCAAACGAAGCAAAGAUCUUUUUUUGUUAUUGUUGGUGAUAAUGCACGUAACCAGCUACCGAACCUCCAUUACUUGAUGAUGAGUGCUGACUUGAAGAUGAAUAAGUCUGUGCUAUGGACUUAUAAGAAGAAACUUUUGGGUUUUACUUCUCAUAGGAAGAAGAGAGAGCAAAAAAUCAAGAAAGAGAUUAAAAGAGGUACCAGAGAAGUAAAUGAACAAGACCCAUUCGAAACCUUUAUUUCAAACCAGAGUAUUAGAUAUUGUUACUAUAAGGAGACCGAAAAAAUUUUAGGUAACACUUAUGGUAUGUGUAUUUUGCAAGAUUUUGAAGCUUUGACACCAAACUUACUAGCAAGAACAAUUGAAACUGUUGAGGGUGGUGGUCUAGUUGUGAUAAUGUUGAAAUCACUCUCUUCAUUGAAACAACUUUAUACAAUGACUAUGGAUAUCCAUUCUCGUUACAGAACAGAAGCCCACAACGAUGUUGUGGCCAGAUUUAAUGAAAGGUUUAUCUUGUCCUUGGGUUCCAACCCCAACUGUCUAGUUGUUGAUAGCGAAUUGAAUGUUUUACCCAUCUCUGGUGGUAAAAACGUUAAACCAUUACCACCAAAGGAUGAUGACGAGCUAUCUCCUAAAGCACUCGAAUUAAAAGAACUAAAAGAAUCAUUAGAAGAUGUUCAACCGGCAGGUUCUCUAGUGGCAUUGUCGAAGACCGUUAACCAAGCGCACGCUAUCCUAACAUUUAUCGAUGCUAUUUCCGAGAAGACUUUGAACUCUACAGUUGCUUUGACCGCUGGUAGAGGUAGAGGUAAGUCUGCCGCCCUUGGUAUUUCUAUUGCUGCCGCAGUUUCUCAUGGUUACUCUAACAUUUUCGUUACUUCUCCAUCUCCAGAGAACUUGAAAACAUUGUUUGAAUUUAUUUUUAAAGGUUUUGAUGCCCUAGGUUAUCAAGAACACAUAGACUACGAUAUCAUUCAAUCGACUAACCCAAGCUUUAACAAGGCUAUUGUUAGAGUCGACAUCAAAAGAGACCAUAGACAAACAAUUCAAUACAUUAUUCCAAAUGACUCUCAUGUUUUGGGACAGGCUGAAUUGGUCGUGAUUGAUGAAGCUGCUGCAAUCCCACUACCAGUAGUUAAAAAGCUACUAGGUCCAUAUCUUGUUUUUAUGGCAUCAACCAUCAACGGUUAUGAAGGUACUGGUAGGUCUUUAUCGUUAAAGCUAAUUCAACAAUUGAGAAACCAAGCUAACUCAACUGGCCGUGAAGAAUCUGAAACCUCUAUCGUUUCAAGAGACUCUAAAAUGCAAGAAGUCCAGACGAGCGGACGUACUCUAAAAGAGGUUGUAUUGGAUGAGCCAAUCAGAUAUGCUCCUGGUGAUCCAGUUGAAAAAUGGUUAAACAAGCUUCUAUGCUUGGAUGUCCAAUUGAUUAAGAAUCCUAGAUUUGCUGCAAGGGGAACUCCUCAUCCUUCUCAAUGUAAUUUAUACAUUGUCAAUAGAGACACCUUGUUCUCAUACCACCCUGUUUCUGAAAACUUCCUUGAAAAAAUGAUGGCCUUGUACGUUGCCUCUCAUUACAAGAAUUCUCCAAACGAUUUGCAAUUAAUGAGUGAUGCUCCUGCUCAUCAACUCUUUGUAUUACUACCUCCUAUCGAUCCAAAGGAUGGCGGUAGAAUUCCUGAUCCACUAGUAGUUAUCCAAGUUGCAUUGGAAGGUGAAAUUUCAAAGGACUCUGUCAGAAACUCUUUGGCUAGAGGCCAAAGAGCUGGUGGUGAUCUAAUCCCAUGGUUGAUUUCACAACAAUUCCAAGACGAGGAGUUCGCUGGGUUGAGUGGUGCCCGUGUUGUAAGAAUUGCAACUAAUCCUGAAUAUGCUUCAAUGGGAUAUGGUUCUAGAGCGAUAGAAUUGCUAAAAGAUCACUUUGAAGGUAAGUUCACCGAUUUGAGUGAAGAUGCUGCUCCAAAAGAUUACACGAUUAAGAGAGUGGACGAUAAAGAACUAAAGAACGCCAACUUAUUGAAUGAUGAAAUUAAGUUGAGAGAUGCAAAAACCCUCCCUCCUUUGUUAUUGAAACUAUCUGAACAACCUCCACAUUUCUUGCAUUACUUAGGUGUUUCUUAUGGGUUAACAAAACCUCUUCAUAAGUUCUGGAAAAACUGUGGUUUUGUUCCCGUUUACUUGCGUCAAACAGCAAAUGAUUUAACUGGUGAACAUACCUGUGUUAUGCUAAAGGUUCUCGAGGGUCGUGAAUCUAAGUGGCUAGCUGAGUUCUCUAAAGAUUUCCACAAGAGAUUCUUAGCUCUUUUGUCAUUUGAGUUUAGAAAAUUCACUGCUUUAGAAGCUUUGAACGUGAUCGAAUCCGCCAAGAAGGGAGAAGCAUUGCAAGACAGUUCUGAAGAUAGAUUCAAUGGAUCCCAAAGCAAGUCUUUAACCAAAGAUCAAUUAGAUGCACUAUUUUCGCCAUUUGACUUGAAAAGACUAGAAAGUUACGCCAAUAACCUAUUGGAUUACCAUGUCAUCGUUGACCUACUUCCAAUGUUGGCUCUUUUGUACUUCAGUGGUAAGCUUGGAAACGGUGUUUCCCUCUCCAGUGUCCAGUCCUGUAUUCUUCUAGCUAUCGGUUUACAACACAAGAGUAUCGACGACAUCACCAAGGAAUUAAAUCUCCCAUCAAACCAAACUAUUGCAAUGUUCUCUAAGAUUAUAAGAAAAUUCACUAGCUACUUCAGGGAAGUUCUCAGCGAAUCCAUUGAAAAGACCCUUCCUAAAAUCAAAGAUGAUGUCAUUGCAGAAAUGGAUGGUGAGGUAGUGGAGACCUUCAACGCUGCUGAAGUUAUCGACAAAAUGGAAGAUGAUCUUGAAAACGCCGGAAAUGAAGCUAUAAGCGCAAUGAAAGAAAAACAAAAGGAAUUGAUUAACUCAUUGAACUUGCAAAAGUAUACCAUCGAUGACACCGCUGAAGGUUGGACAGAAUCUGCUAAGGAUUUAGAAAAGGCUGUCAAGUCACAAGGAACUGUGGCAAUCAAAUCCAAGAAGAAAAGAAAGCAAGAAACUGCGGAACAAAUUUACAAUGAAGAAAUGAAUUUGAACAAGAAAUCAAAAAAGAGCAGUAAAAAAUAA
Kluyveromyces marxianus DMKU3-1042 is the source of this 3174-nucleotide messenger RNA. RefSeq names its product ribosome biosynthesis protein KRE33 (gene KRE33). Gene Ontology annotation, biological process: rRNA acetylation involved in maturation of SSU-rRNA. NCBI's taxonomy places the organism in Eukaryota, Fungi, Ascomycota, Saccharomycetes, Saccharomycetales, Saccharomycetaceae. The record is from RefSeq and is a predicted model, not a curated record. Gene Ontology annotation, cellular component: nucleolus; 90S preribosome. Bases 1 to 3174 code for a protein of 1057 amino acids. Gene Ontology annotation, molecular function: ATP binding; 18S rRNA cytidine N-acetyltransferase activity; tRNA binding. The transcript has a single exon.